CUCUCUAUGGAGUUUCAUAGGAAGGGAAGCUAGCACGUUGCAUUUGACGUGGAGUGUGACCCCACUCGGCUUCCUGCUGGCGAGUUCUCUUUAAUAUCUCUUUAGGUACCUUCUUACAAGCUUCAAAGCGAGGUUUCUUUGCCCGAACGCCGCCCAGAAACGAAUACAGAGCACUGGAGAAAUUAGUCUCUUCACUGGUUUGUUACUAUUAUGGCUGGUAGCACCACGAAGACAGUGUACGAUAUUUUUCAAAGCAUGGAGUACGGACCAGCAGCAACCUCUAGCUCUGCCACUGCACAGGCCUGGCUGGAUCAUCAUUCUCGUUCUCUGGGUCUGUUCAUCGAUGGAAAGUUUGUCUGUCCAGCAGACAGACAGACUCGCUCGCUGGUUAAUGCUAAAGGUGGUACUGUGUGCAGCACUGUGUGUGCUGUUGAUGACGAUGUUUCCCAGUGUGUCUCCUCAGCUGUUACUGGCUACAAGGCCUGGAGUGGGAUGACCUGCUACAACAGGGCUAAAGUGCUGCUCAGGUUGGUGGGCAUUCUCGGGCAGCACAGUAAGUGUGUGUCGGAGCUGUGCGAGCUGUGUGAGGCCUCCUGCUCGCCCUCCACCCUGGUCAGACUGCUGCAGUACUACAACAGCUGGGCUCAGCUCAGAGACACUCUCAUCGCCAACUGGACACCACUGGGUGUGGUGGCAGUAGUCGUCUCUGAUGACUGCUCCCUCUAUUCCCUUAUGUUCAAAGUCCUGCCAGCACUGGCCAUAGGCAACUCUGUCAUCGUUGUCCCUGGCCUGAGCACUGCCCCUCCAUUGCUCCUGUUGGCUCAGCUUUUUAUGAGUGCAGGACUUCCUGCUGGGGCUCUUAAUGUUCUAACAGGAAGUGACGUGUCGCUGGGUGCCAAAGUGGCCCAGAACCCGGGCAUCAGCCACGUCACCUACAGCGGCAACAAGCAGGAUGGAGCAAUGCUGUGUAAGGCCACAGCAGGGAUGGGCGUUCCCGUUUCUGUCUCCCCCUGCGUCGGUGCCACUUGUCCCUUCAUCAUUUUUGAAUCAGCUGACAUUGACAGCGCUGUGGACGGUGUGAUAGAGACAGCCUUCAAAAAGAAGAAAGAGGUCCACUGGGUGUUGUGCGUGCAGGAGAGCGUGUUGGACAGUGUUGUGGCCCGUCUCAGGCUGCGUAUGGCGGGGAUGAAAUGUGUUGGCCUGUCCAGUGACGCAGACAGGGCCCUGGUGGACGCUGCAGUACAGGAAGCUCAGCAGCAGGGGGCCACGCUGGUUCAGUCCUGCGCUGCCCCUCCUUCAGGUGCCCUGUACCCUCCCACGGUGCUCUGUGGGGCCGCCCCCUCCUCUCCAUUUGUGGUCAGCCCUUCUCCUGGACCGCUGCUGCCUCUCAUGACCUUCAGAAGCAACACAGAAGCAGUGACACUGGGGAACCACAGUCCUCAUGGCUUGGCAGCCUCCAUCUGGACUGAAGACCUCACUCUGGCUCUGGAGACAGCAAAGAGUCUGUCAGUGGGAUCGGUGUGGGUGAAUUCCCACUCUGUGUCUGACCCUUGUCUGCCUGUCUCUGGUCACAAAGACAGCGGCACCUGCACUGACGGAGGACAGGAGGGUCUGUACCAGUUUCUUCGUCCAUCCCGUUCUUCUCCUCCUCUUCCUCGUUCCUCCCCAGUGUCUUUGGACUACACAAAGUUUGGAACAGCAGCAUCUCCUACAAUCAUUCCUGAUGAUUCAGAUCCUGCCAGUGCUCCCAAGUCCUACCUGCAGUUUGUCGGAGGUAAGGUGUGUAAAUCUGAGUCUGGCUGCAGUGUGGCUGUGCAGCCAGCAGGAGGUGGCAGCGUGUUAGCCUACUGUCCAGAUGGAGGCCGGAAAGACAUCCGUAACGCUGUGGAGGCAGCUAUCAAAGUCCAGCCUGGUUGGAUGAGAAAAAGUCCAUCUGCACGCGCUCAGUCUCUCUACUCUCUGGCCAAGGGCCUGGAGGCAAAGAGGCGGGACAUAGCUAUGUCAAUCAACGUCCAGACAGGCGUGUCAAUGGACAAGGCUGAGAAUGAGGUGGACCUCAGCAUUUCAAGGCUCAGUGAUUGGGCAGCUUACUGUGACAAAGUCCAGGGGGGAGCUCUGCCCAUGCCACAGUCUGGCUCUGCUCUCUCCCUCCCUGAAGCCCUGGGAGUCCUGGGGCUCAUGCUCCCAGACAACAAUCCCCUCCUCUCCAUGGUAACACUUCUUGGUGCAGCCAUCGCCACCGGCAACGCCGUCAUCAUGGUCCCCAGUCAGAAAUAUCCACUGCCAGUCUUGGCAUUCAUUCAGGUGCUCCAGUCAUCAGACCUGCCUGCAGGUUUGGUGAAUGUCAUCUCAGGAAGCAGGGACCAACUGACAGUGGCUCUGGCUAAUCACAGUGUUAUCAAGGCCAUCUGGUACUGGGGCAGCGCUGAGGGCUGUCAGUACCUCCAGUACACCUGCACCAGCCCUCUGAAGACCCUGCGCCUUUUCUGCCAAAAGGAUGAGGAGGAGACAGAUGGUGGGAAGGACUGGACUCAGCCUGAUCCCGCUCUUCUGGAAGAAAUGUGGAGAAACGCCGUCCAGUGGAAGAGUGUGUGGAUUCCCACUGCAUAAGAGGACAGAGGGAAGGAGAAGUGACAAGAUAAAAGAAGAGUUACAGAUGUCCACUGUUUUAACACCAGUCUGUUGAGAACAACUGUGACCUGUAAUAUGUAAACUGUAAAGGAAGGUUCAAAUACUAACUGACCAUGAAAACCAUAACAUGCCUAUGAAAUUAGAAGUGAACAGACAACAAAUGCUCCCAGUACCUGACUGUUUGCUGAGCCCUGCCCCCUUUAGUUACUGUCACUACACUUAUCAGGCUUUCUGUGGCAGAUCUGCUAUAGAAAUAUGGAGAUUCUUAGUCAUUUUUGAAACAAUAGAUCCUUGAUUUCAGAUUUCAGGUUAUGAGUGAGUGAAUUUGAAGGAGAUUAAAUAUAUGAACAGAUUUAAUUUGGGGGUUAUGGCAGGAGUACGCCACAGAGGCUCAGUCUGGGUUGAACCGCAGAAAUAAGAAAUAAUAAUAACAAAGCACUUACAACAGACAGGAGGUUUGAAAGGACUACUAAAAAUGUAAACAUAUUUUGAUGAAGGUCACGUUAGUAGCAUUGCUGAAGAUUAUAUUUUUUAUGUUGCAAGUUUGUCACUGUUACUACAAAGGUAAACAUGUACAAGGGGUGUGCUCAUUACACAUUCCUUCACUGUGGUAAGGACAGCCUGUUUAUUCUUUUCACCUCGUCAAACUAGCAAGGCUGUAUAAACACAGAACAACCAACAAAUGUUCUGUUUAAAGAAGCAGCAGCAGAAAUGUGUGUCUGCAUUAGCUCCACUGUUUGCAAUGCAAGUUACAAUAAAUAGUUAAAUGUAAUGGUAUUGCAAUUUUUUGUGUUUCUGCAAGUACAAAUGACAGUGAAGGAUAACAAUGGCUACAGAUUUAAUACUAGCGAGUCAGACCAAUUCAAUGUUGGUUUGUCUUACCUGAUGACCUGAUGUCUUUCUACCUCUAUCUUUUGAUCUCUGUCUUUUCUCUCAGUCAUUACGUUUCUGCUUGGUUUAUUACAAGAAGCCAAAGCUCAGCAUGUGUUUUCCCUUUACACAGUCUGCAACUUGAAACCUCAUCUGCCUUACAGUUCUGUCGGUGACUGAGCAAAUGUGAACUCAAUCCAAAAUUUGCUAAUGUAAUGUUCUAAAUAUCUUUAUUACUGUACAAUAAUGCUACUUUUAGCCAUGGAAGUACACUUGUUAUUCUGUGGUGCAAACAUUCCCUUUGAAAUCCAGUUUGUUACCAUGUCCAAGUCCACAAUAUUAAAAAAAAAAAAGUUUUUCAAACCUGUACGAAUGAUACAGUAGGUCUCACUGUCUAAAA
Molecule: messenger RNA, 3901 nt
Organism: Toxotes jaculatrix (banded archerfish)
Lineage: Eukaryota; Metazoa; Chordata; Actinopteri; Toxotidae
Gene: aldh16a1
Product: aldehyde dehydrogenase 16 family, member A1
Exons: 17
Coding region: 211-2610 (799 amino acids)
Molecular function (GO): oxidoreductase activity, acting on the aldehyde or oxo group of donors, NAD or NADP as acceptor
Source: RefSeq, a predicted model, not a curated record